Messenger RNA from Lachancea sp. 'fantastica', 1293 nucleotides. NCBI's taxonomy places the organism in Eukaryota, Fungi, Ascomycota, Saccharomycetes, Saccharomycetales, Saccharomycetaceae. The record is from the annotation of a GenBank genome assembly.
AUGUCAGUACCAAGAAGAAAAGCAUGUGUUCCAUGCUUCAAGUCUAAGGUACGAUGCGAUCAGAAGCGGCCUUUUUGCGCGCGAUGCAUUCAACGCGAAAGUCAAGACCAGUGCACUUACGCAUGGCCGAUUACUCAAGAGCAAAGCAAUGCUUCCCAGUUGACGAAAACCGGGGCUGUCCAAGAGCGAGCGGAGGAUUAUGCGGGUGAGUUAGAGUUGAGUCCAAUUGAUGUUAGACCAGCGGUCUUUCAGUGCUCUCAAAACGAAAAACAAGGUGAAAGACGAGAAAGUGAAUCUCUGAAUCAUUCGACGCAGCCAAAUCACCAACAUUCUGACACCACAAUAUUGGGGCCAUUGGAAGUUUUGCAAAACGAGAUUCCUGUACUUUUUGAGAAUCUAGACCUGGUUUGCACAGUAAACUCCGAUGAAAUACGAAAUCGAUGGCUUAAUGCAUUCGCUCCUCCUUUAGAUCAGACAGUGAAAGCAUACCCACCGGGCGUUGUGGUUUUUGUUUCUCGAAUGCUCAAAUCGUAUACCUCAAUGCCGUCCCGACAGAAGGUGAUGCCACCUUUUGUCCAUCACCUUCAACAACGCUCGUCAGACGUUCCUGAUUCAUUAGCUAACUGUUUUAGUCUUCUUAAGCUUUGCGAAGGGAGACUCUCGGCCAGUGAGCCUGCUAUAAAACGUUUUUUCAUGCAAGAAAUGGAUCGAUUGUACGCACAGUACGAAUCCUACGAUGAAGCCAAUCUAGUGGCAGCUUUCCAGGCGUAUCUCAUCUAUUCUAUGACUAUUUUCUUCGAAUUCCGCGAAAACGAAAGCAUCGGUUUGCACAAUGCCAUAGUUAAUCUGCAAAAAAUUGCCAGUGAGGUUUCUUUGCGGGGCCUUGUUUGUGCAGCUGAAUUGAAAGGAAUCAGACCUAAAUGGGAGUCCUGGGUUUUGGCCGAGGCGAAAAGAAGGACAUUAUUCACAAUGUACUUGUUUGAUAGCGUCUUGUGUGCUCAUGAUAACUUGCCCACAUUCCUAGCAAAGGAGCUUCAAGGCGUCUUGGCGCCCUCCCAACAAAACUUAUGGGCUGCUGAGAGUAGGAAAUCCUGGAAUGAGCAUUAUAACGAUUUUUUGUCAGAGUGGGGUUCUGAGGGUCCAUUGCUUAUUGACGAAUUAUGGCCCAUAUCGAUGGAAGCAUCUGAGGUACAGGUGAAAGCGAGACAAAUACGAAUAGAUAAAUGGCUUGCUGCAAUUGACAACUAUGGGACGAUGCUUUUUGCCGUCACGUCAUGCACACAUGAUGCUUAA